AGCGGCUUUAGGUCUUGCUAAUUGGCAUCUUGUUUCUCAAAGACCGGAUACAAUGCAGGCCAUGGCAGCGGCCAGGUCUGCCCUGGUUAUCCCACGGGAUCCAACACGUCCUACCUUCCUUGAUCUUCCAUUCAAUAUCCGAGAACGAAUCUACAAGUACGCCGGCCUAUCCAGACAUUGUCCCCUUGACUUGAACGUCUGGAGCCCAGAGCAACGCCACGAGGCCAGAGAAUACAUGCGAAAUCCCAGACGGGUUCGGUGCAUGACUGAGGAGGAAAAACAUGGUACAGGGGAUUGCGAUUGUUUCCUUUACGCAAGACCCUUUGUGCCCGUGCCUGUUCAACUACUGCGUGUCGCAAGGACAGUCUCUGCGGAGACAAGCGAGCUUCUCUACUCCAAAAACCGCUUCCACGUCUCCUUCGUGUUUCCCAAGGCCUUGCGGUCCCUGAAGCAGCUCAAUCCGGCAGCACUGGGCCAAAUUCAAUCCCUCAAGGUCACCAUCUACGACAUAGAUCAAUGCGCCGUCAGACCAUGGCAAGAUAUUAGAGCCUGUUCCAUGGAUUGGGAUUCUCUGCCGCUCGACAACUUCGAACUCCCACAACGGCGCUGCAAAUGGCUUCCCGGGGAAUGUGAGGAGUUCUUCACCUACUUGAGUAAGCAUGUCCAGGAAUCCCGGCUCAAAUUAUCCCUCGUAUGCGACGUGAGAGCCUUUGAUCUCGCAAAGAGAUUGACCGACCCUGUUCAAGAAUUACCGGUUCUGAAAGAAGUGGCAAUUCGGCUCAACUCUACGGGACUGAAUGGGGAUAUUGCGGCGUUGCGUGCUCUAGCUGACGAUCUGGCCAACCAUCUUACCGACAAAAGCCGGCUGUCGUGCAAGCCGUCCGUCCCACAGAAGCCGUUCCGUUUCAUGGAUUUGCCUACAGAAAUAAGAAUCAAGAUCCUUGAGCAGACUGAGCUGGUCGCACCUGGAAAACUUGUUUGGCAUUCCCUGCGCGGCUUCAACUGUGACCGAGUGCAGGAUCAUUUUCAUCGUUGCGGGACAUGCCAGAUUGUGCGAGACGAUCAUGAAUGGUAUUAUAGAGGAAGGUGCCCAACCAUUCUAGCACGCCGGUGCGAAUGCUGGAAGUUCCCAAUAUCCCUUUUUCUAGUCAACCAUGACAUUCGUCGACUGGCAACCGAGGUCUUCUACUCCAGAAACCACUUUGAGGUCGUGUCUGUUCUGGUCGAAAACGAUUACUGCGAUUCAGGGUCGUUUCUGUUGCCAUACCUUCAGGAAAAUGCCCUCCGCAGCUUGCGCAAGAUAUCACUCCACAUUCCACAGCACUAUUUCUGGCCUGACCUUUUUGGCACAGAAGAUGAGCCCAAACAAUUUCUGGAAGAGGUCUUUGAGACCUUGCGGCAAAAGGCUAACCUGGAGCGACUGAAACUGAUGAUUAUCCUUCAACUUUCACCAACAAGUGAUCUCUUCUGGCUAGACGGAGCACAAGGACAGCAUGAGCCAGAGCAGACCCAAGGCCCGGACUGGGAACGCUUCAAGGAAAUUGCAGAGCCGCUGCGCCAGAUGCGCGAAGAGGGCCUCAUGCGUCUGUAUGUGGAGUUCAGGGUGGUCUAUCCUCAUAGUCCACCUCUGGAGGUCUACGAAUAUUCAAAUGAAGCGGCCCUUGAAAGAUACAUCAUGGGGAAAACAUACAACAGCAUGGAACACGGCAAGAGGGAAUUUCGGGGCAAUGGCCCACGAUAG
Messenger RNA from Penicillium brasilianum, 1741 nucleotides. Lineage: Eukaryota; Fungi; Ascomycota; Eurotiomycetes; Eurotiales; Aspergillaceae. The record is from the annotation of a GenBank genome assembly.